ACUCAUAUUGCAAUCGCCACAAACAACAGUUAACUAUGCAGUACACCAUGUGCUUUCUGACCUGCUUUAUAAUACUUAUCUAUUCAUCAGUAUGUGUGAAUGCGAAUAAGUUAAGUAAAAUCAGCUUGAAUCGAGAUGGACUAUUCACUGAUUCUCGAGGAUUUACAAAGUUAUUUCGAGGCUUCAAUUCCAUCAGUAAAAGUUUUCCAUGGUACAAGAUACAGGCAUUGAAUAGAACACAAAUGAGAAUGUUUAAAGAUUGGGGUAUCAACGUAAUUCGACUACAAGUAAUGUGGAGUGGAUUAUUUCCAGCUCGAUCAGUAAUCAAUUCUACAUACUUGGAUCAAAUCGAGAAGAUAAUCAAGUUGUCUGGUGAACAUGGAAUUUACUUAAUAUUAGACAUGCAUCAAGAUGUGUUAUCAUCUCGUUAUGGCACAUAUGAUGGUAUUCCAUUAUGGCUAAUUGAUCAGUUCAAAAGACCACCAGCUUCCCUACAGUAUCCUUGGCCAUACAAGAGUCCUCCGGAUUGUGAAAUGUGUAAUUAUUUGACUUACGAAUGUGCCAGUGCAGCGCAACAGUUAUAUGACAAUGUAUCGAGUUCCUGGAAUCACUGGGGUGAUUUCUGGGAGAUAAUAGCGAGACGAUUCAAAGAGUUUUCAAAUGUGCUCGGUUAUGAGUUAAUUAAUGAGCCUCCACCGGGUAAUUACUAUGCCAAUCCACUGUAUGGUCUAUCAGUCGAUUUGCGUACACUUUCGUAUUCGAAGCAUACUGACCACUGACUUGACUGUAUGUGCAAGAAGUCGGCUGAACACCUUACUGCGCCACCGAAACAUUUGACAUGAGAAGACCAGUUGUGUAUUUUCUUCAACUGACAUGCCAGAUUUUCGUCAUUCACAUCAGUUAAUUAGCACAAUGUCUGACGUGAUCUCGUUGAGGCUCUACUACCCUCAGUUUAAUGCCAAGACGAGUGUUGAAUAUUCCCAGAAUGGAAUGAGUCGGUUAUAAAUUAUUUCCUGAAUUUCCAUGAUCGUUUGAUGCUGCCAUUCUGAGGUGUGAUGCACUUUCAAAUGUAAGCAUUUUACCGAAGUGACGAAUUUCGCUCAACAGCGUACUCAUAUGUUGUUCAUGUUCAUGUUCAUCAACUAUGUUUGAAAUGACAAUUAGUGUAUCUUUACAGCAUGAUUCAAUCUAGACUUUCUCACUGACAAUCCUAAGCUCAUACACUGAACGCAACCAUUAUAUGUUUGCAACUGAUCCACUCCAAGAAUUUAAAUGAGGCGAAGAAAAUCGUCUUGAUAACACCAACACAACGAAUUCACUCAAUCUGGUCGGUUUCAUUUUACCUACAGAUAAUCAAAUGUGGAUAAUUUGACAAGAAUAAAUAUGACAUGAACUGUUGCAGCGGUGAUGAGUAAAAGCUGGGCGACAAUGCAGCAGUGUAGUGUGAAGUGUUGAUUGGGAAAAUGACAAAGGAGUGAUGGGAAAGAGGAGGUUGACAUAGUGUGAAACGGAUAGGUUGCAACCUUUUGACUGAGAUGAGAUGCACAAAUCACAGUCGAACCAAAGUGAUCUGUAUAUCGAUCAUUUUGAAUGGAGAGACUGGCAAACUGACAAAUGUCUAUUUUGUGUGUUCCAUGUCUGACAGGUUGUAUGUAAUUCACUUACCUGUUGACAGUGACUUCAUGUCAUACGAUGUAUUCUCAGGCAAAUCAAUGAUGAGAUUUUCUCGCCAGAUCAUCAUGAUAUUCUGUAGUGAGAUGUUCGCUUCUCAGAUUUGAAAUAUGCGAGUAAUUAAUGUUAUUGCUUGUAGUUUCCAGUCGUUGACUGGGUCGAAUUGACCAAUCUCUGUUGGCAUAUGGACUCGUUUGUGUAUGCCUCUACUUUCAUUUUGGUAGUAAUGAUGGAUAAUGGCCAGUAGUGGUAUCCGGGAGAUGAGUUUCAUCCUAUUUAUAUUCGAGACUUCGUGGUAACAUCAUCCCUCACUGAGAGGUAGGUGAAUCUAUCUGUUGAGUGCGAAAUGGUAGGAAAUGCGUGUGGUGGAUUCCAGUGUAGCCACUAUCCAUCAUCUUUGUGCGAGUAUUUGUCGAUGGAUUUUUUCGAGUCAGUAUUUAUUAGUAGAUGGUUCAGUUGUACAACGAAUAUUGUGUGUUCUGCUAAAGUUAACUAUUGUGCUUUUUAUGAGGUAACUAAGAAAAGCAUGUCAACAGAAUACAAUGUGUAUUCAUGCCGAUAGCAUGAAAGUUAUUGCGAAUUAGUUACGUGAAAUCCGAAGUGUCGUGCUUCUUUGUGUUCAAUACACACAGUCAUGAUCAUCCUGUUUAAAUGAAAGGACUUUCUCUAACCUCAUCGAAAUAUGUUCUUAUUGUCGAUAAAUGUGGAUUAUUUGGAGAAGCAUAUUGGUUGAAGUACAUUCUCGAUAGUAGCCACAUAACUGUGAGUUCUCAUGAGAAACACACCACCGGCACAAUCAGGCAAUAAACAACCUGGGAAAAUUAUGUCCUAUACUUAACAUGGCAUAAAUCCCAUGUCCCGUCACUUGACUCAGUUUGAACAGGUUAGAAGUUAAGUAGUUUUGUUGUUUUUCGCCUCAAACAACGUCAAUCAUUUAAGUUUCAACUCGGUUGACUGAUGUUAUAAUGUCUAGUUAUAUGUGGGUGAGUGAAGAUCAGCGUGAAUCCACCUGGUUCGCACUUCUCAAAAGCAUUGGUGGCUAUGCCGAGGUUAACAUGAUCUUACUUCCUGCUUGAAAUUUCUGAUGGACAGCCUCUUGUUAAUGCAGAUUUAGUUGUUAACAGCUUGCAAUUCAAACCUCUAUUAUUUAUUCAUUUGUUUACUACGGGUGAAAGAGAGUCAGCUAUAUCUUGCUUUACAAGUGCACAUCAAUAGACUUUUGUAGUAAGUCGACAGUGUUUUCAACACUCUACACUUCAGUUUCCAGAGCAGAUUCAUGAUGGACAACAAAAGUUUAUAGUGUGAACUUCUAUGUUGGCGUUUGGUUCUGAAACGAUUUGAGUUAAAUGUGAAAGGUGCGGUAUGUUACAUUUUUCAGAUUGUGGGUGUAUAUAUUCUACUGCAGUUAUUCCUAGUAGGGAUUUAUGUUUCUGUAUCUAGAAGCAAUAAAACAUCCCAACGGUAUCCUUAUCGUUCAUCUACAACUGAGAUGAAACACAGAGGAGAUAAUGUGAAGUGGAAGGUGGAUUUGAUAUUUCUCUUCCUAUUCAGCUUAUCCUUGGUCAGUCUCAGUCGUUUAUUUUAGAUUUCAUGGAAAUUCAUUAUUUUCUUCACACUCAUACUCGGAUAAGAGGUUUCCAGAACUGUGUCUAUGACCCACUGGUACUCAAUUUGUCAAGAACAUUAUUCAGCUUUGCGUACCCCACAAGCCUGUAAAAAGGCGAAAUAAUUUAGCUGACGACGAAUCGGUUAAGACACAGAACAGGGAAGCUUACUUGAUUUUCACAAUCAAAUUACGUUUGCCUGUGAUUAUAUUAGAUGUGAUUCGCCUCUCAUAUUCUGCCGACUGCACUAUAUUUUACAACUCAUCUUACAACCCAUUUUACAACUCAUUAUUUCACAAUCCGAUUUAUUUCAUCGCCUCUUUUUUCAGUGUUUACUGAUAUCAUUUUUUUGUUGUUCCUCUUCCUCUUGCUAGCUUUAACCUCUAUACACCGAUUUAAAGUUUUGUGACCUGGAGAGUUGCGUAGUAAUGCUAGUUCUCAUUUGGUUUCUGUCUGUCUAAUACAGUGAACUUCUUGCACAGAAACUACCUAUUUAUCUUCAAGAGACAUUUCACACACAUGUAUGUCUAAUUGUCGAAUGCAGUAGAACAGGAAAUGUUUCAUGAUGUUAAGGGUUGAAUAAUCGUUGUGAAAAGCAGAGCAAUAUAUUGUGACACAUUUCAAGCCUGAUACUCAGAUCAAAAUGCAUCCCAUAUACAGGAGUGAAACUUGAGCACUGGUAGAUCGUAAUUUCAUUUUAGCCAGUUGACUAUAAAUGUUAUACAGGGAAAGAGUAUCAUUUACUGGAUAACUUUCAGACAUGUGAUAUGAAUAUGGACAAUAAAUUAUGUCCGGAAUGUCAUCCAGUAAACGAUACUGUUUCACUUUGUGACAUUUAUAAUAAAUAGGCUAAAGUGGAAUGUAUCCCACUUAUCUCAUAGAAAGCCAAAGUUCUCACCACUUUCUUUCAAACUGACUAUCAGCGAGACAUUUCAAAGAUUUUUGUAAAAUCAAUGAGAAUGUAAGCAUAUGAAUCACUGAAGUACCCAGCCGGCAUAGAUGUAUACUUGUAAAUACCUCACCAAUCACAGUUAAUUUGACGCAUCAGACGUAAUUUUUUUCACAGAACUGGCAGUUAUUCGCGCCUUCUAAAUCAGAUAUUCAGAGUCAUCAGAAUUGCAGAACCUCUGAACAUUUACUAGCUUAUGAUAAAUGAGUGAGAUCAAAUUCACGUGGUCUGUGUGAAUUGGAUUCACUUGUAAACACUUUUGUAGUGAAUUCUCCCGUCUCACACUUCACUCUUCCUGCUUUGGUUUGGCUGCAAUGCCACACGAUAUUUGACUUCAUCAAAGUGUAAAUGGGCUUCAAAUUUAAACGACCAAAAUGACGAAGUUUGAGAGCGAAUUACAUGUAUUUGGAUCGAAAUUCAUAAUAGCACAUCACUUGUUGGUUGUCAGCGCUUACUAAUAGAACGGUGUAGACUGAUAUGCACAUCUUUAAUUCUUAUGUGUGCAUCGAUAUUUACGACCUCAAAAUAAUUAAAGGAUUCUGCUUUCUCAUUACUUUCGUUAAAAAAUUCCAGUGGAUUAACAACAUAGCAAAUUAUUUCCUCUUUUUUGAUAAACAUCUUCUAUUUGAUUACUCUUCACAUUAUUGUUUGGAAAUGAAUUUCGUUGGUAAUUUGCGUUUCAUCUAGAUUCACUCUUCCACCCAUCAUUCUUCAUCUAACUAACAUCUAUCAAAGUGCACGGUGAUGUUGAGUCAACUAGCCUGGUGGUCAUAUUGCAAAAUGAUCGAUAGAAUUCGAUCAGCACUUGGGACUAGAUAACAUGAAAUUGGUUACUCUGCAGUGACCAAUCAGUGUGCCUAUCCAGUUGUAAAGGAGAUAAGUUGCGGCUCGAAUGGCUGAGUGGUAACACCUCUGAUUGCAGCUCUGGGUGACGUGGGUUCAAGUCUCAGGUGAGGCAUCAGUUCCUUAGAGAUUGCAGAUGCGCCUCUCUGACGAGUGCUGAAAAGUACUCGUUCAUAUGUUCUUCUUUUCAAUUCCUUCCUAUCUUUGUUUAAUGAGUAUUAUAUGAUCGCAUACUUUUUAGUCAGUUAUUUACUCCUGCUAUAUCAGGUAUUCAGUAUCAUAAUGGUCGCAGAACUUCUGGACAUUCAUCAACUAAUAAUAAAUAAGGGAGAUCAAAGUCACAUGUUCUGUGUGAACUUCAUUCGCCUGUGAGCCAUUUCACAGUGAAUUCUGGCUUCUUACGCUUCCGUCCUACAUGAAUAUGCUUUGACCAAUGUCAUCUUCAAAAAUAUAUGUUUUAAAAU
Molecule: messenger RNA, 5531 nt
Organism: Heterobilharzia americana
Lineage: Eukaryota; Metazoa; Platyhelminthes; Trematoda; Strigeidida; Schistosomatidae
Source: the annotation of a GenBank genome assembly